AUGUGAAAUCAGGCGUAUGUAGGAAUGGAAAAUAAGUUAACAGAACAGCUGACAUAAACCAACUCAUGCCUUCAUCGUACACUCUAGAACUUAACACAGACUGUGCACAUAUAGCCUAUGUGUGCACUGAAUUAAGUCAUCUUUUGCAGAGAUGAAGUUAUAUUCGUCUAUUAUCGUGACGUGAUUCUCAACAGAGAUUGUUACAAACAUGGCAACCGCAGUUAAAACCCACACUGUGUUGUGGCUGACCGUGCUGAGCGUCCUGGCUGCCCCAGCUAUCGUACACUCUUCUCGACUUAUGGUGAUUCUUCUGGACGGCUUCAGAUGGGAUUAUUUCAACAUCCACGGCAUGGGCCUCAAAGGUUUCCCCAAACUGUUCCAGAUCGGCACGAAGGUGGAGUACACAGUGCUGGAUUUUCCCACAUUAUCUUAUCCCAACUAUUACACUAUCAUGACAGGGCUGUAUGAUGACAUCCACGGGAUGGUGGCCAACUAUAUGUACGAUGAGGUUCGAGAGGAAGAGUUUCUAAUAGGUACAAAUCCUGAGUACAACCAGUCGUUCUGGUGGGAUGGCGGCGACCCGCUGUGGAUCACCGCUACUCGACAGAAGAAAUCAGCCCAUAUGUAUUACUGGCCGAACUGUGAAGUGUUGAUCAGAGGGUUGACUCCAGCCUCGUGUGUACCCUAUAUCGGUAUUCCCAGCAGACGUAACUUCAUCAAGGCUACCAGCGAGGGCAUGGCGCUGCUCCACAAAAAACGGGCAGAUGUUGUUGGUAUUUACUACGAGCUGACUGACGCCACAGGUCAUAGGUACGGACCCCGCAGUGCCGAGCUUAAACAGGUGAUCCGGGAUCUGGACGAGGACAUCUAUGGUUUACUGGCUGAUUGGGAGAGAAGAAACCUUCGGGAUAAGGUGGACAUCAUCAUCAUGUCUGACCACGGCAUGACUGAUGUGAGCCCCGAACGCGUGGUCAGGAUUGAGAAUUACGUAAACGCCAGUGACGUCCAGAGAUUCCUGGAGUACGGAGCAUUUAUGUCCAUAUGGCCUAAAGAUGGAAAGUUAGAUGAGGUGUACAACAGCCUUGUGAACGCCAGCAAACACAUGAGCGUGUACAAGAGAGAGGAAACGCCCGAACACUGGCACUACCGGAAACACUACCGAAUAUCUCCGAUUGUUGUUUCCAUGGAGACAGGAUGGAUCGUCUUAAAGCCCAAUCAAACGUACAAAUAUUACAACGAGUCGCAGCCGCUUUCUGGCACACAUGGCUAUGAUAAUACAUAUACAGAUAUGAGAGGGAUAUUCGUCGCUGCUGGUCCAAAUUUCAAAGCUUCGUUCGUCUCCAAACCAAUCCAUGCUGUAGACAUGUACCAGGUAAUGUGCAAAAGUCUGGGCAUCCAGCCGUCUGCGCAUAACGGAAGCUGGAGUCGCGUGAAGGAAAUGUGGGUUGGCUCCGCAGCCACACAUUUGGAGCUCAAUCAUUAUUUGAUUUUUGUGUGGGCUGUUGUUGUCUAUAUAUACCUAUAUAUGUAGAUUUGGUCUCAUGAAAAAGUAAGGGUGAAGUGACGCUUCAAGACGACAUCUGCCGAAAGAUCAAAUGAGCAUUACUGAAUUUUCGCUGCUGAGAUGAAGAGACAUUAUUAACAUGUUCCGAAUUUUAUGGCAGGCCGCUUGGACGGGUAGUGUACACAGUUCGAACUGCUGUCCAUUUGGUGUCGGACAGUAUUAUAUAUAUAUAAUGUAAUGUAAUUAAUAUAAUUUCUGUUUUCUAAAAUUGUAAUUCUUUUCAAGACACUUUUGCAAGGCAGAUAUUCUACAGUAUAUAUACAAGAAAUUACAAAAUAGGCCAAUAUUUUGCAUUGUGUAUUUGUGUAUUUGUAUUGACUAUAGUAAAAAUUUGCAAUUGUAUAAAGUUGCACCGAAAAAGGCUGGUCUCUGGUCGGAAUCUAGUAAUGGAGUUAUACGAUGUACAUAUAUGACCGUAGUUUAUGUAUGUUGUCCUUAUAUCUUUUAUUGUUGUAUAUGUUUCCACAAAAUGUACACUGUUUGAAAGAGGAUAUGUAGGCGAGAAACAACGCAAAACAGUGAAGUUGUUUCGCCUACUUAAAAGUGUUUGUAGUCAUGUAACAACUAUCGAUUCUUUUUCAAGAUGCUGUUCAUAGUUUUACCUAAGAGAACUGAUGACGUCACUUUUAUCAUAAUGGCAACAUUUGGUGUAUUUGAAAUUAAUGCGAAGAACGAAUCUGUUAGAAAAUAAAUCUCACAUUAAUCAGAAACGAAUGGACCCUUCAUAUGUGACAUUCUUAUGAUGGGUUAGACAAAGGAUUGACGUCACAACAAACGUAUAAAGUCGUGUAAAAGGAGAAGAUUAUGCGGUCCUCCCGAAUGGUUCAGCGAGAUGUUGAAAUGUUUAAAAGCCAUGUGUUCGAAUCCAUCUCUACCGUAAACCGAUCGAAGGCGCACUCUGGUGGUACAAGUUGUCACCUUUCAAAAUCAAACCGCUGACUCCCAAGUGUGGAUUCUUGAAAAAUAAUCAACUUCGCAGACAACAGCGUGACGUCACGAUAAAUGUGUAAGUUGUUUAAAUACAAUAUUGUACUCCGUAUUUUCCAAUGUACACACUUGUCCUCAGUGAACUACGAAGCAAUUUACACAUACGCAAAGGCUUUAUUCGCCUCUUCCUUUGGCUUUAAGCACACCUUACCUUAGAGACAACAUUCCUUGUUUAUCUAACAGCCUACCAUUUUUCCAUUAGACAUUUAAGGCAACUCUAUGUCUUUUAUACAGUGACAUGAAGCAUAUGUAAUCUAUUCUUUGAACCAUAAAGUGAGUUGCGCAAUGGUAAUAAAAUUAUUUCAGAUGAAUGUUGUGUAAAAAUGCUUUAUAGCGAAGGAAACACUUGAACAGUAAAAUCUUCACCCAGAGUUUCCAA
Molecule: messenger RNA, 2930 nt
Organism: Liolophura sinensis
Lineage: Eukaryota; Metazoa; Mollusca; Polyplacophora; Chitonida; Chitonidae
Product: glycerophosphocholine cholinephosphodiesterase ENPP6-like
Exons: 7
Coding region: 209-1531 (440 amino acids)
Source: RefSeq, a predicted model, not a curated record